AACCACGAGCCAUGGUGGUCAUAUAGCGCGGAUUCAAAGUGAUGAAUUCGCGAAUCCCUGGAUGGUCAGCGUAAUGAUCUCGAGAAAAGCAGAGUGCGGCGGUUCACUUAUAACUGCUCGAUAUGUUUUGACCGCCGCGCAUUGCAUUUCCCCAAAGUAUAUGAAUGUGCGCCUGGGCGAAUACGAUACCCGACAUCCCAUGUCGGACUGCAAUGAUUCCGGCUGCAGACCAAGGGCCUACAAUGUGGACGUGGAUAAGAAAAUAGUUCAUAGUAAUUUGGAAUAUGAUAUUGGUCUGCUGCGAAUGCAAAGGUGUGUGACAUUCUCAAACUAUGUCAGGCCGAUCUGCCUGAUUGUUGGCAAAACGUUUGGUCCCAUUUCACUCUUCAAUAUCACCGGAUGGGGUACAAAUAGUGAUGGGGAACAGCAACAUAGGCUACAGACUGCCACCCUUCAACAAUUACCGCAAAGCAGGUGUGAAAGUCCUAGAAGACCUCUCGAUAUAUCCUAUAUAUGUGCCGGCAGCUUUAGCAGUGAUUCGUGCAAAGGCGAUUCGGGAGGUCCUCUGAGCGCAAUUCGUAGAUUUCAGGGGCAGGAAAGGGUCUUCCAGUUCGGUGUCGCUAGCAAAGGACUUCGUUCGUGCGGAGGUUUGGGAACUUACACCAAUGUCACACACUUCACGGACUGGAUAUUGGAUGUUAUUCAAAACCAUUCAGGCGAAUUUGAUUGAGAUCAAAAUAUGUUUCUUAAGAUCAAUAUAAUAUUUUAACAUA
Molecule: messenger RNA, 773 nt
Organism: Drosophila simulans
Lineage: Eukaryota; Metazoa; Arthropoda; Insecta; Diptera; Drosophilidae
Product: serine protease grass
Exons: 4
Coding region: 62-730 (222 amino acids)
Biological process (GO): proteolysis
Molecular function (GO): serine-type endopeptidase activity
Source: RefSeq, a predicted model, not a curated record